AUGGGUUACCAACAAAUUAUGAGAUUUUCUGAGUUGGUUAACAAGAGUAUGAUCUAUGACAAGGAUAGCCGUGAGAGUGCUGCUCAUUAUAAGUCCUUGCAUGAUAAGAAAGGAAAAGGGCAAUUUCGAGGGAAGCUGUAUGAUGGUAAGAAGAAAGCUGGUGAUGGCAAGAAGCUGAGUGGGGGAGGAUCUCACACUCUUGUCAAGUGCUUCAGAUGUGGUGUUGAGGGACAUCGUGAUCCCGAGUGUCCUAAGGGAGAUGUGACUUGUUUCAAGUGUGGCAAGCAAGGUCACAAAUCUUUUGAUUGCAGAGUUGGUUCGAAUGUGGCUUGCUACAACUCUGGUGAGCAAGGGCACAUUCGUACCAAGUGCAACAAGCCGAAGAAGGAGAAAGCCAAAGGGAAAGUGUUUGCAUUGUCCGGUGUUGAUACUUCUGCUGAGGAGAGAUUGAUUCGAGAUUUUGAAGUUGAUUUAGUGUGUCUUCCAUUGAGUCAACUUGAUGUUAUUUUGGGAAUGGACUGGUUGAGGGCCAACCAUGUCUAUAUCAAUUAUUUUGCAAAAACUUUUCUUUUUCUUGAGCCAGAGAAGGAAGGUGGUUUAUUCUUGUCUACUCAACAAGUGAAUGAGUCUGUGCAAGAUGGUGCUAAAGUGUUUAUAAUGGUGGCAAGUUUGAAGCUUAGUGAAAAUGGAACAAUGGGCAAAUUUCCAAUUGUUCGUGAUUUUCCUGAAGUGUUUCCUUAUGAGGUUAGUGAUUUUCCGCCUGAAUGUGAAGUUGAGUUCACGAUUGAUUUGAUUACUGGUACUAGUCUGGUAUCGAUGGCUCCAUAUCGGAUGUCACCACUUGAGUUGAAAGAGUUGAAGAGUCAACUAGAGGAUUUUCUUAAUAAGAGUAAGAUUGAUUUGAGGUCUAGGUAUCAUCAGAUCUAUGUGAAAGCUGAAGAUAUUCGAAAGACUGCUUUUAGAACAAGGUAUGAACAUUAUGAGUAUUCGGAUCAUGCUGAGCAUUUGAGGAUUGUUUUAUCUGUAUUGAAAGAGAAGCAGUUGUUUGCUAAACUUUCGAAGUGCGAGUUUUGGUUGAAGGAGGUGAUUUUCCUUGACCAUGUGAUCUCUAGUGGUGGUAUUUUGGUUGAUCCUUCCAAGAUUGAGGCUAUAUCUCAAUGGGAAACGCUGAAAUCUGUGUCUGAGAUUCGUAGUUUUCUUGGUUUGUUGAAUAGGAGAUUGACUAUUACUCCUGUUUUGAUUUUACCGAAUCCAUCAGAACCAUUUGUUGUGUUGGCGAAAUCUGCUCACUUUAUUCUGAUUAGAAUGGAUUAUCAUAUGGAGAGGCUUGCAAAGCUGUAUAUUGACAAAAUUGUCAAUUUGCAUGGUAUUCUAUCUAGCAUUGUGUCAGAUAGGGAUACGAGCAAAGAUGAAGGUUUCUCAGAGUCGUCGGAAAGUUACCAUGACAAGAGAAGGAAAGCUCUUGAGUUUGAGGUAGAUAAUCAUGUAUUUUUAAGAGUUACUCUGGUAACGGGUGUUGGUAGAGCAUUGAAGUCGCGUAAGUUGACGCCACAUUUUAUUGGUCCGUAUCAGAUUUCCGAGAAAAGAUACAUUGCGGAUCCUUCGCAUGUUGUCCAAUUAGAUGAUGUUGAGGUUAGAGGUAAUUUAACCAAGGAGACAUUACCUAUGCAGAUAAAAUAUAAAGAGGUGAAACAACUCCAUGGUAAAGAGAUCGCUUUGGUGAAAUUCGUUUGGGGAGGACCGGCUGGUGGAAAUGUGACGUGGGAGCUUCAGAGUCAGAUGAGGGAUUCAUAUUCCGAGUUGUUUGCUUGA
Molecule: messenger RNA, 1812 nt
Organism: Lathyrus oleraceus (garden pea)
Lineage: Eukaryota; Viridiplantae; Streptophyta; Magnoliopsida; Fabales; Fabaceae
Exons: 8
Coding region: 1-1812 (603 amino acids)
Molecular function (GO): nucleic acid binding; zinc ion binding
Source: RefSeq, a predicted model, not a curated record